Myripristis murdjan (pinecone soldierfish) is the source of this 5358-nucleotide messenger RNA. It is a transcript of the gene nfatc2a, whose product is annotated as nuclear factor of activated T cells 2a. Gene Ontology annotation, cellular component: transcription regulator complex. The transcript has 10 exons. The record is from RefSeq and is a predicted model, not a curated record. Gene Ontology annotation, molecular function: RNA polymerase II cis-regulatory region sequence-specific DNA binding; DNA-binding transcription factor activity, RNA polymerase II-specific; transcription factor binding. Lineage: Eukaryota; Metazoa; Chordata; Actinopteri; Holocentriformes; Holocentridae. Gene Ontology annotation, biological process: regulation of transcription by RNA polymerase II; cytokine production; calcineurin-NFAT signaling cascade. Bases 264 to 2978 code for a protein of 904 amino acids.
CACGGAGGCGUGAUCACUCUGAUAGAUGAACUUUGAAAAAUUCAGUGUUCAGUAUGAAAAUAGACCCGCCUUCAUCUGAAAAUAACUGCGGGAAGCUGAAACAGGAAACCUGUGCGCUUCAGCUUGCUGCUCCGGCUGCUCACCGAUGCAUCAUUUGACACUUGAACAGGUUCCCCAAAUCCACAUCACCGCCGCACCGAGCCUGCUGCGUCUCUUUUAUUUGGUCUAAACUGGGAGAGAGCGUUUCAACCAAAAUUAGACAGAUGACCUCUUUUUACGACGUGAAAGAUUUGGAGGAGGAACUCAGUCGAGUGAACUGCCCUGAUGAGGAUUUGGAGUUUGAGUACCUGUUUGAAUACGAGCCACCUUGCAGCGACUUUACUGGGGGAGAUCAAGAUGACCCAAACCUUGCAUCUCACAAAGUCCUCAGCCCCGAGUCUGAGCAGGCCUUCCCCCUGGAGGAGGCGUCCCCGUACGGCAUCAAGUCGUGCAGUCCCUCCUACAGCAAACACAACACUGAGGUUCUCACAGGAUAUGAGAACCAGGAGGCCAGGAACUACUUGGAUGGUUCGCGGCCUGGGGGCCCGGCCCUGAGCCCACGGAUCGAGAUCACCCCCUCUCGUGAGCACUACAACCAUGGUCGGGACUCCCUUCAGAACCACACCCUGAACAUUAGCCCCAGACCCACCCUCACUGUGCCCGGCCAUGAAGGCUCCACUUACCGGGAACCUCAGUGCCUGAGUCCCGCCAGCAGCAACUCCUCCACCAGCUGGCACUCGGAGAACUACUCCCCCUGGGCGUCUCCCUGCGUGUCCCCGAGCAGCGGCCAGAACCCCGGUGACCUCUGCCCUCGCCUACAGAACAUCCACACCAGCUCCCCCCGCACCUCCCCGGGUACCUCGCCCCGUACCAGCCUAGCCGAGGACGGCUGCCUGGGACCCCGCUCACCCUCCUCGAGGCCCGGCUCCCGCUCCACCUCCCCGCAGGGCAAACGCACCUACGACAUGUACAGGAACCCCGGGUUAAUCCCCGGGCACCGCUCCCGCAGUCCGUCCCCCCACAGCGGCCAUGAAGAGCAUAAUGUAGGUGCCCACUACGGUACCCACAACAGCCUUGUCGAUGCUAUGAACGGCUUUGGCACCGGUCAGCCGGGCCUGCUGCCCACCAAAAUAGUCAAGACGACUAACCAGGUUUACACUCUGUACCCCGAGAACCAUGGAGACGGGAACUACUUGGUGUCCUGUGAACAGGACGUGAAAACCAAACCCAGUGCUGAGCCCUUCUUUGUCAUCCCUCCCAUCUGGCCCAAGCCACUGGUUUCCAGCUUCUGCAGCAUCCCUGUGGCCUCUCUCCCCCCUUUGGAGUGGCCAAUCCCCAGUCGCACGGACCAGUAUGAACUCCACAUCGAGGUGCAGCCCAAGCCUCACCACAGAGCGCACUAUGAGACGGAGGGAAGCAGGGGUGCUGUCAAAGCCCCAACAGGAGGACAUCCCGUUGUCCAGCUACAUGGCUACAGGGGCAAGGAGUCCCUGGGCCUGCAGAUCUUCAUCGGCACAGCAGAUGAGCGCAUCCUCAAACCCCACGCCUUCUAUCAGGUGCACCGCAUCACCGGCAAGACGGUCACCACCACCAGCUUCGAGAAGAUCAUCAACGGCACCAAAGUCCUGGAAAUCCCCCUGGAGCCAAAGAACAACAUGAAAGCAAUAAUUGACUGUGCCGGGAUCCUGAAGCUCAGGAACGCAGACAUCGAGCUGAGGAAGGGAGAGACAGACAUCGGCAGGAAAAACACUCGUGUCCGUCUUGUGUUUCGUGUCCACAUACCUCAGCCGGGAGGACAGCAUGUCUCCCUGCAAGUGGCCUCGCACCCCAUCGAGUGCUCUCAGCGUUCGGCCCAUGAGCUUCCCAUGGUGGAGAAGCAGGACAUGGACAGCUGCUCAGUCCUGGGAGGCCAGCAGAUGAUCCUGACUGGGCAGAACUUCAGCUCUGAUUCCAAGGUCAUUUUCAUGGAGAAAACACAGGACGGGCAGCAGAUCUGGGAAAUGGAGGCAACAGUAGACAAAGAUAAGAGCCAGCCUAAUAUGCUGUUUGUUGAGGUCCCGUCCUACCGAGACCCGUCCGUCUGCCACUCGGUCAAAGUGAACUUCUACGUCAUCAACGGCAAGAAGAAGCGCAGCCAGCCUCAGCACUUCACAUACACACCACUGGCAGUUCCAUCCAUCAAGACUGAGCCCUUGGACGAGUACGAGGCCAGCCACAUGGGUUUCUCCAUGCCUCAGAUCUUGGGCGUAUCCCCUCAGUCUUACUAUCACAACCCCCGCACCAUCCUCCAUCCAGACAAUGGCCUCGUCCCGGGCAUGGCUCCCUGCCAACAGGGACGUCCCGGCUCCAGCGUUCCCGGCCAAGACCCCCGCUUCCAGCAGCAGAGCCCGGCCAUCGUCUACUCCCGCAGCGGCAAGAGCCUGAGCUGCAGCCCCGGCCUUUAUCAGCAGACUGGAGGGAUGAUGCCCGACCCCCACCGCUCGGUCCUGGUCCACACCGGCUCCCCGGCCCAGUCAGGAGGUCCCAUGGGCCAGCACCAUUCUAUCAUCCAGUUCUCCCCCACCAACCACCACCUGCUCCGGGGAGGAGACGCUCCGCCUCUCCCUGCCUCGCAGCCCGACAACCAACAAAUCAUCUACUGUGAUGGCUACUCCCCGCAGGCGGCCGGUGCCCACUCCCCUACGCCGGCCCCGGCCCAGGCAGUGGUGAGCCACCCCCAGCACUAUCCCACCGUGAUCCAGCAGCAGCCCUACGCGCCGAAGGGACAGCAGAAAGGCAGGGCUCCCCCCGGCACGGAGCAGAUGGACGCUCCGGGAGACGGACAGAGGAGGGUGACAGUCAAGGAGGAGAACCUGGACCAGGCCUACCUAGAUGAUGGUGAGUUGAAUGAGAUCAUAAGAAAGGAUCUGACUGGUGUCCAGGCCAGAGGGCAGACAUAGAGGAAGGACCUGAGCAGGAAGUGACAUCACGAGCCCCUCCAACCCUCUGGUGUAGUGACACACACACCGCCGCACCCAUCCCUUCUCUUCCUCAUUUUCUUCGGCCCGUAGAGAUACGGAUGUCAGCUCCCUGCCGUCACACCGCAGUUUGCUUUGGACCUUUUCCUGCAAUAAACCGUUUCAUUUGGCAAACAGGGAAGAAUUAAUUUGACCCAUAACUUCUGCUGCCAACACCCACCAGGUUUCCAGUCAAGCAACAGGAACCAGCAGGAGAACGUGCCUUAUUUUAUUACAUUUUCUUUUCAGGUUCAAGCAAAGACGCAGUUUGGUUUUGCAAAGAGAAAAAGGGGGGGGGUCAACCAAUCCCCAAAAUCGCACUAGCCAUACCGCCCAGGCAAUAAACCCACAUCCACUUUGCUCCCAGACGUACUGUACCAGUGAAUAAUCACGUCAUAAUUAUGUAGCAUGUGGUUGUUUCACAAGAAAUUUCUGAGAUUUGCUUUUCGAGAAAAUUCGGUUGUCAUUCGGUCGACUUCUUGUACCAAAAAGUCAAAUAUUGUGACAUUCCUUGUGGCCAAAAACUCUUUUCGCUUAAUUAUUCUUGCGCCAAGCGUCUAUUUUGCCUAAUACAACUUUGUAUACAGUUUUACAAGAACUAGAUUGUCUUAAGAUUACACUUUGAUCAUCUCAUUUUAGGUGCAGUUUUCUGAGUGAAGAGACGCGCACACUGCCUUGUCCGUAUAUACAAAUGGACUCUUGUGGCACCUCCUAAUAUGCACUGUUUUCUAUAAUGGGAGGUCAAUGUUGUUUCUUUUUUUUAUAUAAUAUUUGAGUCAUGUGAAUAACGUACUAUUUUAUAUUAGUAAAAUAUAUGUUGCAUUUUAUUCAGGUGACGUGCCAAAACGGCCUCCCGGGGGCCUAUGAUGCCACAGUUACAGCUCGCAGCUACGUUGUCUAAUUGAGAUCCAUACUUGGAGUUGAUUUUCAUGCAAAUAGCGCACUGAAAAUCAUUUUUUAAAAAAAUGCAUCUGAAUUGUGACACGCGCAGGCUGCAGUGAGGGACUUUGUCCUUUGUAAUGCUAGUGGUGCUCUUGUAUUGCGUGCUGGCCAUCCAAAAAUGCCUCUCACUUAGGUUAAAAAGUGGUUUUCUUGCUUUUAUAUCAAAUGUUCAUCUAUUUUAUUUGUAUUUCUCUUAAUAUCGAUUGUAAUAACGUCUGUGGCUUGUGUCACAGUCCCAGAGAGUAUAUCCAAAGCCUAUUUCUAUGUAUAUUGUCUUGUGUAUAGUUCAUUGAAUUUUGAGUCUCUCAGUAAUGACAAUCAAUAUACUCAAUACUAAGUUGUGUACCUAUGUGGAAAUAUACAUUUUCAAAUGAAAUGUAUAUUUUUUUUCAACAUUUUUUUUUUUUUUUUUUUUGUUACACCUUUAACGCACUGUAAGCACAUCAAGACAGAAUGUUUAAGGGAUACAUGGAUAUUUCAUGUACUAACAGAGCGUGCUUUGAUGAAAAUAGUCAUAGUUUCAAAACUGAAAUUAUUUUUGUAACGCUUCACUAAGUGAAUUGGAGUGCAUGAUAUGUGCCAAGUGCCAUUUAUAUGACUGUAAAGAAAAAUAAAAAAAAAGUUAAAAUUAAAGUAAAGAGUUAAAAACAUGAUAAAGGGAAUUUGUAAGGACCAAUCUCCAUAUAGAUGUUUAAUAUGGAUCUAUUUGAUAGAAUAGAGCAUUUUAUUUUGUAUUAUUAGUAAAGCUGAUUUUAAUAGAUCUGUUAAGUAAAUUUUUCCCAUUGAGCCAUUCUCUCAAUGUACAGCACACGUGUAUUUGACAUUAUUUGAAUGUAAUCUAUAUUAAAUAGUUUUUUUUCCCUCUGUAAAUAUUAGAUGGAAUGUGUAUGAUUGUCCAUGUUUUAGACUUAAAAGUAAAAGUAGCCUAAAAUAGAAAGGAUCUGUUGUAUGUAAUGCAUCUUGUAACUGUCAGUCUGUUGUGUUUAUAGAAAGUCGUAGUCAUCAAAGCGUAUGUUUUAAUCUGUUUUAUAAUAAGGUAAAGCUGUUUUCUUAAAGAGCAACAGGGGUGACACUCGAGAGUAAGCGAUCUUGAUGUGUCGCAGGCCUAUAUUAGUGUCUUUUCUCUUUUUCCCCCAGAGGGAACGAGGAUGCCUAAAAACAUAUGUAAAAGUACCCCUCGAUAGUUUAUAUUUUUGUUUAUAUUUUUAUUAUUUUGCAGCCUUUAAGAAAGUCUUUGGUAAUGAAAACAAAAAGUUAUUAAUACGUCUUAUUUUAUUGUUCUUUUUGAUAGUCUUCUAUUUGUUCUGAGUCUACUAGACUUUGUGUCUCCUUAAAUAAUUCCUGUUCCAUCCUAUUUUUGUAUCCCUGAAAGUAGCAAUAA